This is a messenger RNA of Brenthis ino (lesser marbled fritillary), 807 nucleotides long. The record is from the annotation of a GenBank genome assembly. Lineage: Eukaryota; Metazoa; Arthropoda; Insecta; Lepidoptera; Nymphalidae.
AUGGAAUCGAACUUAAAAUCCAUACGGCCUGGAAAAAAGAAGGGAGAUCCUGUCGUGGUGGACAUUAAGGGUCUUAAAUAUUUAUCCGAUGGAUCUAUAUUUUAUAGGUUAAGACAUGUCGAUGAGUGGUCGGUACUUCCACAGCGUAAAAACAACCAAAGAAAUGAUUUUAUAUCUCCAAGGGGACUGUAUAAAUCUCCAAUAAAAAUUACUGAGAGCGAGUAUAAACAUUUACAGGAACUUAAAAUGAUUACUAAAUGCUUAGGGGAUCUCUUAAACUUAGGUGACGGUCAUGAAAUCGGCGAUUUAUCAGCUAUUGUUAGGCAAGUACACGGAGCGAGGUCCGUGAGGGCGAAGUCCGACGGCAGCCUGGCGGGCGCGGGCGCGGAGGAGGGCGGCGCGCUGGGCGCCGGCGGCAAGGCGCGCUCGCGCUCGCUCGAGCCGCUCACCGGCCUCGCCAUGUGGUCCUCCGAGCCGCAGAUCAUUGAAUUAGUAAAAGGCGAGCGAGGUCUCGGUUUCUCCAUCCUCGACUACCAGGACCCGUUGCGUCCCUCCCACACGUUGGUGGUGAUCCGCUCACUCGUACCAGGCGGCGUGGCGCAACAAGAUGGACGGCUUAUCCCUGGUGAUAGACUGCUGUUUGUUAACGAUCAGAACCUGGAGAACGCGAGCCUGGAGCAGGCGGUGGCGGCGCUGAAGGGCGCGCCGCGCGGCGCCGUGCGCAUCGGCGUGGCCAAGCCGCUGCCGCUGGCCGACGCGCCGCCGCCGCCGCUGCCCGCCAGCGCCCCGCCCGCAUCUAACACCAAC